CUAGGCUUUUCCUAACGUCUGGUAAGUGUUGGGGCUAAUAAGUUCGUGCUGCUUAUUUUUCUUUUCUUGGCCAUCAAGGUUUCAGGGGGGCAGAGAGAGAGAGAGCGGGAGUCUUUGUCGUUCGAGGGAUCUUCCGCCAUUUUCUGAUUCCUCAUCGAGGUUUAAUCAUGAAGCUUGAUACAAGUGGUCUUGAGUCAUUUGCUCCGCAUCAAGGAGUUGACGCUGAAUUUAAAGAACUUUCGCCAGUUGCAUCGUUCGAAUUCCCCAAUGUUACAAAUUUUGAUGAUUUUCAGAAAAAAGCAGUUCAGAUGGUGAAGCCUGCAAAAGGGACAACGACACUAGCAUUUAUAUUCAAAGAUGGAGUUAUGGUUGCUGCUGAUUCUCGUGCUAGCAUGGGAGCGUAUAUAUCUUCACAAUCUGUCAAGAAAAUCAUUGAGAUCAAUCCAUAUAUGCUUGGCACAAUGGCUGGUGGAGCAGCUGAUUGCCAAUUUUGGCACAGGAAUUUGGGCAUCAAGUGCCGUUUGCAUGAGCUGGCAAACAAGCGGAGGAUUUCAGUUACUGGCGCUUCUAAAUUGCUUGCAAAUAUUCUUUAUUCUUAUCGUGGAAUGGGCCUGUCCGUUGGUACAAUGAUUGCUGGAUGGGAUGAAGCGGGCCCUGGUUUAUAUUAUGUUGAUAGCGAAGGUGGAAGACUUAAAGGGACACGUUUCUCAGUUGGAUCAGGUUCACCAUAUGCAUAUGGUGUUUUGGACAGUGGUUAUCGUUGGGAUUUAUCAAUUGAGGAGGCUGCUGAACUUGCACGCCGGGCAAUUUAUCAUGCAACAUUCCGAGAUGGUGCUAGUGGAGGGGUUGCUAGCGUUUAUUACGUUGGGCGCGACGGCUGGAGGAAGCUCUCAGGAGAUGACGUAGGUGAUCUUCAUUACAAAUACUACCCGGUUGUUCAAGAAGAGGAAAUGACAGAAGCUGCAGCAGCUUAAACCAUUAAGUUUUCGUAGAAGCAUAGCAGUUGGCCACUGAAACUUUGCGAAGAGGUGGAUGAAUUUUGCUGCAACAAAUGCUUGGCAUGCGUAUGCAAGAAAAUAUUAUGGCUGUGAUUGACAUCUGGUCGUAAACAGAGAAUCACUGGGAUGAACUCUUGCUUCAAGACAGUGAAGUUAACGCAUUCUUGAUGGUUCUUUCUUUGUUGAGUUGAUGUUUAAUGUGUUUUAACGAAUCAACUAUGGUCCCUUAACGUCGGAUCGUUAUGCUGGUACCUUGAUUGGGAUUAAGACUCAGUUAGGCUUUAGCUUCUUUUUGUAGAAGCAAUUGGAUUACGUGUGAUCUUUGACAA
Molecule: messenger RNA, 1327 nt
Organism: Nymphaea colorata (pocket water lily)
Lineage: Eukaryota; Viridiplantae; Streptophyta; Magnoliopsida; Nymphaeales; Nymphaeaceae
Product: proteasome subunit beta type-5-like
Exons: 8
Coding region: 168-974 (268 amino acids)
Cellular component (GO): proteasome core complex
Molecular function (GO): threonine-type endopeptidase activity
Source: RefSeq, a predicted model, not a curated record